AUGGCGAUGGAGAUCGGAGAAGAUGAUUGGGUGGUUUGCUGUGGAAGCUCCGAUUUCGCGAAGCUGAUGGUGAAAGCUUCUCCGUUUAACUCCUUAGAAACAGCGACCGACACUGCAAGAGAUAUUUGGUUCAACCAAGUUAAUGUUACAGCUUGGCUUGAAGCUUUCGCUGCUCAUCCUCAGAUUGGGAAAUCUCCUUCAGCUUCUUCGAUCAACGCCGAUUUUGCUCGUCGGAGCGAAGCAGAGCAGUCCACGGCCUUUGCCACAACUUCUACUUCUGCCUUACAGGAGCUUUCCGAGUGGAAUGUAAUCUACAGAGAAAAGUUUGGGUUUAUCUUCAUAAUUUGCGCUUCCGGUAGGACUCACACUGAGAUGCUCGCCGAGUUAAAGGGAAGGUAUGCAAAUAGGCCGAUAGUAGAGCUUGAGAUUGCUGCUAAAGAACAAAUGAAAAUAACAGAGCUCCGGAUGGCAAAGCUGUUCUCUGAUAAGGCUAAAGGUGUCUCAGGAACUGAGUCAACAAAACCUCAAGAUCGUCUGAGAAUCAUAGGAGGGCAUUUGAAUGUUGCAGCUGAAGCAAAAGCUCCAAAGAGAAGUAGGCCACCCAUCACGACUCAUGUCUUAGAUGUCUCUCGUGGUGCUCCAGCUGUAGGUGUUGAAGUGCACUUGGAGGUGUGGAAUGGUACUACCAGUCCUUCCCUUGGUGGCGGGGUCUGGUCCAUUGUUGGCACUUCAGCUACCGAUAAAGAUGGUCGCAGCGGACCACUGAUGGAUUUGGUUGAGGCUUUGAAUCCAGGGACAUAUAGAAUAAGUUUCAACACUGCAAAGUAUUGCCCAGGGGGCUUCUUUCCCUACGUUUCGAUUGUGUUUGAGGUUACAGAAUCUCAGAAAUGGGAGCAUUUCCAUGUCCCGCUCUUGCUAUCACCUUUUUCUUUCACCACUUACCGUGGGAGCUAG
Arabis nemorensis is the source of this 954-nucleotide messenger RNA. Lineage: Eukaryota; Viridiplantae; Streptophyta; Magnoliopsida; Brassicales; Brassicaceae. The record is from the annotation of a GenBank genome assembly.